Dothidotthia symphoricarpi CBS 119687 is the source of this 165-nucleotide messenger RNA. RefSeq lists its product as uncharacterized. The record is from RefSeq and is a predicted model, not a curated record. The annotation marks the transcript as partial. NCBI's taxonomy places the organism in Eukaryota, Fungi, Ascomycota, Dothideomycetes, Pleosporales, Dothidotthiaceae. The transcript has a single exon.
GACCAAUGGGAUGACCUGCACCGCAACGAAGCAGGCCGCCCAAGGGUCAUGACAUAUAUCCGAAAGGGACAGGGUUUAAAAACCCAACUCCGCCACAGCCUGAACUGCAGGGACCUUCUCUGGACUGACGUGAACGGGUACGCCAUCCUGAACGCCUACCGGCAA